AUGCCUCGCAAGCGCAGCUUCUUUACCUCGAAUCCAUACCUCUCCCAAGCAAGUGACGAAUCCAAAGACCCGUCGUCUUCUUCUGCCGCAGCGGCCGACACAACCCCGACCAAGCGCAAACCCGCCCGCACCGCAACCACCAAGAACUCGCUCCGGCGCGUCGCCAUCAUUGCCCAGCAGCCCAAGCGCAGCAGUCCGAGCAGCCAAGCCAUCACUCCCUCCGCCGCCGCCCCCGCCACAGGCGACCCCUCCACCGUCGUCAGCGCCGUCUGCAUCGCCGAGGGCUUCCACAUGCCGACGGUCCUCGAGAUCCUCUCCUCGCACGGCUUCUCGAUCGACCCCGACGGCACCGGCUUCGACGCCAACGAGGUCGUCCACGCGCGCGCCGUCAACGGCGGCGACAUCUUCGUCUUCCCCUCGGGCACGCUCGUGACGUGGUCCCUCCCGCCCGACGUCGUCGCGCGGCAGCUCCUGCGCGCCACCGAGGACCUGCACCCCCCGAACCUCCGCGAGGCCGAGGACCUCGACUUCACGACCGACCCGAGCCGCGAGGCCAGCGUCCUCAAGGGCGACCUCGUCGUGCUCGGCACGCGCCGCGAGCACGCGGCCGACGGCGGCGGCGACCGCCUCGACACCACGCUCGCCCAGAUUGCCUUUUCCUCGGGCCUCGCGCGCAGCACCAAGCUCGCCGUGCUCGAGACGGCCCUCACCUCGUACUUUGAGAGCACGCGCGCCAUCCCCGCGCUCCUCUCCCGCGGCGCCGGCGUCCCCCUCUCCCGCCGCUUCAUCCUCCAGAAGACGGGCGAGCUCCUCAGCCUCCGCGCCCGCCUCAACCACUACUCGGAGCUCACCGACGCCCUCCCCGACAUCUUCUGGGACAGCCGCUCCGAGCUCGGCCUCGAGGGCUACUACGAGCAGGUCGGCCGCGCCCUCGACGUCAACGUCCGCAUCCGCGCCCUCAACCAGAAGAUGGACUAUGCAAACGAGAUUGCCACGGUCCUCCGCGAGAUGUCGAGCGAGCAGCACGGCACCAGGCUCGAGUGGAUCAUCAUUGCGCUCAUUGCCGUCGAGGUCAUCUUUGAGGUCCGCAGGAUCGUCCUCGAGAAGAUGCUGGAAAGGGAGGAGGAGCGCAAGGCGCAAGCGGUCGUGGCGUGA
Messenger RNA from Akanthomyces muscarius, 1155 nucleotides. RefSeq lists its product as uncharacterized. The transcript has a single exon. Bases 1 to 1155 code for a protein of 384 amino acids. NCBI's taxonomy places the organism in Eukaryota, Fungi, Ascomycota, Sordariomycetes, Hypocreales, Cordycipitaceae. The record is from RefSeq and is a predicted model, not a curated record. Gene Ontology annotation, biological process: positive regulation of mitochondrial translation.